GUCCUCCCACUCAUGUGAUCAGCUGUGUCCAAUCACAUCUGCCGUCAGUGCCCAUAAUUGCCACCUGUCAGUGCCCAAAAAUGCCACAUACCAGUGCCCAUCAGUGCACAUCAAUGCCACAUAUCAGUGCACAUCAAUGCCACAUAUCAGUGCCCAUCAGAGCUUCCUUUCAGUGCUGCCUAUCAGUGCCAGUCAGUGCUGCCUAUUAGUGCCAAUCAGUGCCACCUAACAGUGCCCAUCAGUGCCGCCUAUCAGUGCCCAUCAGUG
Messenger RNA from Staurois parvus, 267 nucleotides. Lineage: Eukaryota; Metazoa; Chordata; Amphibia; Anura; Ranidae. The record is from the annotation of a GenBank genome assembly.